Messenger RNA from Drosophila innubila, 1696 nucleotides. RefSeq names its product cytochrome P450 6g1-like. The transcript has 4 exons. Gene Ontology annotation, molecular function: oxidoreductase activity, acting on paired donors, with incorporation or reduction of molecular oxygen; monooxygenase activity; heme binding. Bases 114 to 1685 code for a protein of 523 amino acids. NCBI's taxonomy places the organism in Eukaryota, Metazoa, Arthropoda, Insecta, Diptera, Drosophilidae. The record is from RefSeq and is a predicted model, not a curated record. Gene Ontology annotation, biological process: response to DDT; insecticide catabolic process.
ACAAGAUUUUUGCUAUAAAUGGUCCCAGUUUUGAGUUAACUUUGCGGGUGCUUUGUAAGAAGCGAACAUUGUCGGUCAUACGCUCGCGAUUCGAUAAUAUUAAAGCUUUUAACAUGAUUAUAACUGCAAUACUUUUCCUGCUACUAACCGCAUUGAGUGGCAUCUACAUGUGGUUUCAACGAAAUCACAGCUACUGGAAGCGCAAAGGAAUUCCUUAUAUAAAGCCUACUCCCAUUUUGGGUAAUACCUUGGCGGUGUUCCAGCAGAAGAGGUUUUUUGGCAUGCAUAUCUCGGACAUAUACAGGGAUCCCCGGAUGGAGAAUGAGGCUGUAGUAGGCAUCUAUGUGUUUAAUAAGCCAGCUCUAGUUAUUCGAGAGCCAGAACUCAUUAAAUCCGUGCUGAUCAAGGAUUUUAAUCGUUUCACGAAUCGGUAUGCACGCUGUGAUCCUCAUGGCGAUGUCCUUGGCUCAAAUAAUCUCUUUCUUGUGCGCAAUCCUCAGUGGAAGGAGAUUCGCACCAAAUUGACGCCAGUUUUUACCAGCGGCAAACUCAAAGCUAUGUAUCCUCUGAUGCAGGAGAUAUGCGCAGAUUUGGAAUCGCAUUUGACAAAACAUAAUCCCGGCAUGAAUGUCCCUUAUAUCUCGGAUAUUAAAAGUGUUUGCUCGAGGUUCACAGCAGACUCGAUUGCAACCAUUGCCUUUGGUAUUCGCGCUGACAGCUUGCAGAAUCCGGAUGCAGAGUUCCAUACUCAGGGAUGCAAGGUCUUAAAGCCAACGCUAAUGCGCAGCAAGGAUUUCUUUGUGGUCUUCUUUUUGCCAAAACUCGUGGCCCUCCUCCGUGCCAAGUUCUUCACAGACGAAUAUUCAAAUUUCUUACGGAAGAGCAUCAACCAUGUGAUGGCGGAACGGGAGCGGUCGUCCACCAUACGCAAUGAUCUCAUUGAUGUAUUGGUGGGACUGAGAAAAGAGGCAGCCCAGGAUCCUACAAAGCCACAUCUAGCCAAAAACAACGAUUUUCUGGUUGCCCAGGCGAGUGUCUUCUUCACCGCUGGAUUUGAGACUUCCUCAUCGGCCAUGAGCUUUGGUCUCCUGGAGCUGGCCAAACAGCCGGUCCUUCAGGAUCGGUUGAGGCAGGAAAUCAAUGAAGCUCUGCUAAAGGACGGCGGCAAAUUGACCUACGAGACAAUUAAUUCACUGGAAUAUCUCACCAUGGUGGUGGAUGAAAUACUCCGCAUGUAUCCAGUGUUGCCCUUCCUCGAUCGAGAGUACCAAGGCAUCAAGGGUCAGCCGGAUCUCUCCUUGGAACCCUACUACAACUACAAGUUGGAGACGGGCAUUCCAGUCUUCAUACCUGUCUAUGGUCUCCAGCGUGAUCCCAAGUACUGGCCAAAUCCGGAUCACUUUGACCCUGAACGCUUCUCGCCUGAGAAUCGCAAGUCGAUUGUCGCCAUGGCCUAUCAGCCCUUUGGUCUGGGCCCUCACAACUGCAUUGGCAGUCGAAUUGGCCUGCUCCAGGCUAAGCUGGGACUGGUGCACUUCCUCAAGAAUCACUAUGUGCGCUGCUGUUCAAAGACUGUAAAGGAUGUGGAAUUCGAUCCAAACACCUUUGUACUUCAACUGCAUACGGGCCCCUUCUUGGAGAUUAUUCACGAUGGACUUUACGAUAAUAAGGCUAAGAUGCUCUAAUUCUAAUCUUG